Messenger RNA from Bombus huntii, 10843 nucleotides. RefSeq names its product guanine nucleotide-releasing factor 2 (gene C3G). Gene Ontology annotation, cellular component: plasma membrane. The coding region runs from base 1837 to 5589 and encodes 1250 amino acids. Lineage: Eukaryota; Metazoa; Arthropoda; Insecta; Hymenoptera; Apidae. Gene Ontology annotation, molecular function: guanyl-nucleotide exchange factor activity. The record is from RefSeq and is a predicted model, not a curated record. Gene Ontology annotation, biological process: Ras protein signal transduction; positive regulation of GTPase activity. The transcript is spliced from 17 exons.
AAAUUCCUCAUCUUUAAUUCGUUGAUAGAAAAGAUAAUCAGCCAAUCGUUAUACUAAUCGCCAAUAUCACAAACAUAAUUCAUUUAGGAAUCUUUUCGCCUCUUAAUGCAACAUCAAAGUCCUAUUAAAAAUACAUUAUGUUACAUAUACGUUUGCAAGAACGAAAAUGGAGCGACUUGAUCAAAAUUACCUUAUCUUUGUCAAUUUUAAACUUUAUGGGCUAAAAGAUUUCUUACUAAAGCAUAAAACAUCGCCCACUAUCAUCUACUAUUAUUUAUUGUCAAAAUCUUUGGAGGAUUCGUCGCAAUGUAAAGAUUAAUAGAUUAAUUCGUAUUCGAAGAUAGAGACGAUACAUCUAGCAGCAAUGAUCAGCGGUUUAACAAAGUUUUGUAAUACGAAGAUUAGGGGAAGAUCCGCAAAUUCGAUACGAAUACUAAAGCUUUUCAUAUGUCGGAUUAGCUUAUUAAGAAAUCAAUGGCGGAUAUGUAAAAUUGCGGUACUAAUCUCCACGAUAAGUACAUCAGUUUUUCACGAUUCACAUUGCGUUGAUCCAAGUUCCAUGGUUGAUGGUGUGUAGUAUAGAUGUAUCGCGUUACAUCAGAGGCAAAGCUUUCCGAGAGCGAAUCUUUAGUUGUUCCGCGAUCUUCCACCAAAACGGAGCUUCGUCGAGUAAUAAAUCCAUCGAUCAGUUUCUAACUAGAAAUCGGAAUGUUUCUAACAAUGUACAUCGCGUCGUAUAACAAGUAACAUUUCUUUUAUUCUCAUCUUUAUCUUCUCAUAGCCUUUCGUCCUGGUGAAUAUCAAAUACCUACGUAAAAACCUGCAGAUUGUAGUAAAUAUUAAUGUAUUUUUUAUACAUCUUGAUAAUAAUCUUUGCCGAUCGAUCGAGGAUUUUAGGACAGUAUCUGGUGUUACGCGAAAAGCACGGUUUCUCGGUUUAUCGCUUCGUGGCGAUUCCCGAGCAUUUCAAAACUCGGGAACAGCGUGUAUCGAGUUAGUCGUUGAAAGUAAAGCUGUCGAUUCUUUUCCACGAACAAUCGCGAAUCACUUCACGAUCGACGACUUGGAAGCUCUAGGAUAAUUCCUGUGCCUAGUUACACCAAGUAAACAAUUGCUCGACGUUCCUUCUUCUUCACUUAGAACUCAUUUUUACUAAGUUGGUGUAAAGUGGAUUUUCUUUAAAAUCGACUAGUUCGAAAUGGAUGUGCGACGAAGAAAAUUGAGAAUUUACUUUUGGUGUUUGAAAACGAAAUUCUCAAUGCAAAUAACGUUUAUAUUUAAACGUAAAAGCGUGUCGCAGUAACAACUAAUGUUGAUUUGUUCGAUCGGUGGCUCGGUUUUACUCGUUAUUCACUCGUUCGUGCAAUACCUGUUUUCCAGAUCAAAUAACAGCGGUGUUUCAUGUUGAACGACGAAUAAAAUGCGAUGAAUGAAAGUGGCAUGGGACUGACUCUGCCGAUGAUGCUUGUGAAUGGAUCCCAGUGGCGAUUAGCUCUUAACGCUUUCGUUUCAACGAAAAAUUAACAAAUCUCCGUUGAAAUCAAUGAAACAUUCUUCCUUUGUUUACGCAAAGACAAAUGCUCAAAUAUUAGUAGCGGCAGUGGUAAAUAAAGAAUCUGUGUAAACAGCAAUUUCAAGAAAGACCGACUACCAUCGACAAAUUUCCAAUUCGCUGAUGACUCGAUCCAGUUACCCGUCAAAUUGUGCAAUGUGCUUUAUCGUUGGUACAAUAUGAGAAAAAGGAUUGUGCUCGAAAAACCCAGUGAAACAACAAACACCGAUUGUGAUCCGUGUUACGAGGAUCCAUCGUGGUUCUUAAUGGAAUAGCUUCUUAAAAUGCCACAGUACGACGACAGCUUCCUCGACUCGCCGAUCUUCCGGCGACGCACACGUAGCUAUGCGGUGCAGAAGGGGUUCGUGCCGAAGUCGAAGAGCUUCAUCACUGCCACGCCUCUGCUGUUGGCCGUGACCAAUCACGCCAAGACCCUUUCCGGUUCCAUAUCGACCUGCAGCUUGAAAGAAGUCGAGGAACGCUCCAGCGGGAAGGCGCGUGGUGGUAAACUAGCGCGUCGUGCGCGCUCCUUCAAGGAGGACUUCCUGGAGAAGCUCUCCCACAUGCGUUCUCCUGGUAGCGGAAGCGGAGGUGGAGGCAGUGGAGCGGCUACGAGGGCCGCCUCGCCCUCCUCGCCGCGAACACCGCGUGAUAAAAGCGCGCCCGGUUGCACCGAUGGCGCGACCACCCUCGACAAGAAUCCCCUCCGCGACCUGCAUAUCCACGUGCGACAGGUGCAACUGGCACUGCUUCACUUCCGAGACGUCGUGUCAAAGAAAAAGCUCGAGAUGUUGCCCGGCAACGGCACCAUCGUCCUCGAUACUGUUACCACCAUACACACUGUGCUGAAGUCCUAUCUCCUCUACGAGAACAGCUCUACUCUGGGAUCAGCGACGAACCAAGUGUAUCAAGCUCUAGCACAAUUAUUAAAACUCUGUGACGACGUGUUGCUGCACGGUGACCAGUCCUCUGCGCUGGAUAACGAGAACGUUACACACAUCAUAGGAUUAGUGGAAGAAGCUGUGAAAAACUUGGUUGCCCUGGCGAACGAGAAGAUUGCCAAUAGACAGAAACCUGUCGUCGCUACAGCUAGUAAUAGAACGUCGUCUUAUGGAUCGGAAAUGACGCCGCAAAGAAAUUCUUUGCCUGAUAUUCCGUUAACGCCAAGGGAAAGGCAGAUUUUAGAGCAAACAGCUGCGACUACUAGUUUGGUCCGUAGUUCGCAUAGUUCAGAGUCGAUUUUAAGGGAUUCUAGUCCACCCCCAAAACCGCCACUUCCCGAGAGAACUAAUAUGUGUCUGUCGGAAGAAAAUAGUUCUUCCGGUACACCGCCACCAUUGCCACCGAAACGGAGAACGAGAGGUCAACAGUUGCUCGAUGAAUCCGAAGGUUUUUUAGCGUCUAGUCUCGACGGUGUUUCCCUACGAAGUCGAUCUCCGGAGGAUUCGUCGUCUCUUUUGAGCGCGUCGGCUGGCAGUUUGGAUUCGGCCUUGAACCAUUCCCGUGACGAAGAUGAAAUACGGGCGAUCAUGGGACCAAACGACGAGUCUCUGAACGACAGUAUGGAUCUCAGCCUGAUGGCUACUAUCCAAGGUAUGCAAGUUAAUGGUAGUUCAAACUGUAGUUGCUGGGACGGUUCCGAAACAAACAUACCAAGUACAAUGUUAUUGGGUCAACAAACUCCGCAAGAAAUGCUUAAUCCAUUUACCGGUAUAGAAGGAAAAAUGGAACGAUUAUCGACUCAAACGCAGGAAUCCGGUUUCGUAUCCAUGCAUUCGCAACGAAGUUCGUCUCAAAGUUAUACUACCUCCAGUAUAACGUCCAAAAGAUCUUCUCAGCAAAGCAGUAUUAGUUACAAUUCCCAAACGUUUAAUUCGCAACAAUCGUUUUCCCAAACAAAACUGUCUUCGGAUAAUAACGGGUCUAUUUUCACUCAGAAGACAAUGACUAGUACGAAGAGUACCGUUAGUACAACAAACAUUUCCGGAACUGGAGAUCCUGCUGUAUUAGAAAAAUUGGUAAAUGAAAUGGAGUCGAUUUCUGCAUCGGACGCUAACGGUGUGCCGCCAGCGUUGCCGGAAAAACGAUCGAAACGGAGGAAAGAACGUCAACCGUCACAGUACGACAAUGUACCUGAAAAUGAGCAUUUAUCAACCUGUAGUUUACAUACUAAUAACGGCGAUAAUACAGAUACCAGUAAACCCCCUCCACUGCCGCUUAAGAAAAGGCAUAUGUUCCAAUCAGUGGCAUAUUCUGUCAUGGCAUACAUGGAGAUGUUUGGGAAUUGUUCUCACAGCAACAACGAUUUCAUCUCUGGUCUUGGGACCCGUCAUUCAGUGGCAGCUUAUAAUUCGAUGCAAGCGGAAUGGCAACAACACGAAAUGGCUCUUACUACGACACAAUCGUGCUCUUUCAUGGCGCAUACUAUAACUACAUUACAUGACAACUCAAAUACCUCCAUAACUAUGGCACCAUCAGUAGCGGAAGUAACGAAUAAUUCUAGUCUCCCACCAGCAUUACCACCAAAGAGAUCCCGUUCCAUUAAAUCAAAUGCAACGCCACCGCCAAUUUCGCCAAAACCCACCAUUAGUAUGCAAAGUAUACAUACAAUCGAACCAAUCGUUACGUCAACACCAAUGAAAGUAGAGGAAUCUGGUUGUAUUCAUGAUAAAAAGGAGUUAUCACCUUUGUCUCCAGCGAAGUUGAAUAACGUUGCCUUGGACACUAUAUUACCGUCCUCAAGACCUGCGAGUAAUGCCUUAUCGUCGAUUUCCGUCGAUGAUAAUAACUUGGACUUGAGAGACGUCGAUCAGGACGAUACUAUUUUGGAUGAACUCGAUAUCAGCAAGUAUUUAGUCUUCAAGAAACCAGACGAAGAAGGGCCAGAUAUAAGGGGUGGUCACCCGGAUGCAUUGUUAAUUCAUGCAACCAAAGCUAAUAAACAUGACUUUUUGUAUCAAGAGGCGUUUCUAACAACAUAUAGAACAUUCAUGCAACCAUUGGAGUUAAUUCAAAAAUUACACAAACGUCAUCAGCGAUUCUCUUGUUCUGCUGACGUUAUUAAACAAAGAGCAGCUCGUGAAGCAUUUUCCUUGUUGGUCAGAGUUGUCAGCGAUUUAACCAUGUCGGAUCUCGAUGAUACCCUCUUGCAAACUCUAAUGGAAUUUGUACAGCAAUUGGUAUGUAGCGGUGAUCUUACUAUGGCAAAAGCUUUGCGUGUUAAAAUUUUGGAAAAACACGCGGCGAAGCAGUUGCAAUCUACACAACCGAUUCUAUCUUCGUUGAGCGUGACAACAAAGCAAGCUUCCCUUCUCGAUUUCAAGAGUGAACAAAUUGCAGAACAAAUGACAUUGUUAGAUGCUGAUUUAUUCAUGAAGAUUGAAAUUCCGGAAGUACUAAUUUGGGCUCAAGAACAGAAUGAAGAACGAAGUCCGAAUCUAACUAGAUUCACAGAACACUUUAACAAAAUGUCGUACUGGGCUAGAUCGAGAAUACUGGAACAUAGAUUAGAGAAUGAAGCGAAAGAUAGAGAGAAAUACGUUGUUAAAUUUAUCAAGAUAAUGAAGCACCUUAGAAAAAUAAACAAUUUUAAUAGCUACUUAGCCUUGCUUUCUGCGUUGGAUAGCGCUCCAAUUAGAAGGCUCGAAUGGCAGAAACAUAUUACAGAAGGUUUAAAAGAAUAUUGCGCUCUUAUUGAUAGUUCCAGUAGUUUCAGAGCUUACAGGCAAGCUCUGGCAGAAACACAACCGCCAUGCAUUCCGUACAUCGGACUUGUGUUACAAGAUCUUACAUUCGUGCAUAUUGGAAACAAUGAUUUAUUACCGGAUGGUACGAUAAAUUUUUCGAAAAGAUGGCAACAGUUUAAUAUCGUUGAAAACAUGAAAAGGUUCAAAAAAGGAACAUAUUCGUUCAAGAAACACGAACGUAUAAUAACGUUCUUCAAUAAUUUUAGCGAUUUCCUCUGUGAGGAAGCAAUGUGGCAAAUUUCCGAGAGUAUCAAGCCGCGCGGUGGAAAAAAAACACAGUCACAGAACUAGAAUAUAUCAAACCCUUUCACCGCCUGCGUCUCAAAAUCGAAAGGCUGAAUCAGUAAAUUAGAAUGUCUGUAAUUGUGAUGUUUAGGUAAAUUUACCUAAUUACGAGCCGAAUAAAAAUGAUGCAACGCUUUAAGGACGGUGAAAGGGUUAGCUAUGUCUGUUCCGCUUCAACAACCUCUGUGAGGUUGUAACUCAUUUUAUGGAAUAUUCAGUCUCUAUUGAAAAGUAAAACAGAAAAAAGAAUGCGUAUAGUCAGUCAUUUAGAUCAAAUUGAGAUUUGAUGCGUGCGUGCGUGUAUGUGUAUGUGUGUGUGUGUGUGUUUGUUUGUUUGUUUGUUUGUUUGUUUGUUCUUGUUUUGUUUAAAAAUAUGAAUUGCGUGCACGGAUAUCGAUUGAAUCGAAAUACGUAUAGAGAGACUUUAAUGAAUUGGCUAGAUCAAUCAUGUCUCAAUGUAUUUUUGCAAUUUUUUCCUUUUUGCUAUAAGGUUAGUAAGGGAGAAAAUCAUGUUUACUAUGGAUCUAUGCAAUGUAUACUUAAACGAUAGACAGCUGUAAUGAUGCUUAACAUGGCAUGAUGGAAAGAGCAAUCUCCUCUAUCUAUCUCUCCCUUCCUCUCUCUCCCUCCUUCUCCCCUUUCCACUCUCCCACACACACGCAUGCACUAGCUCUUCUAUAGAAAUAUAUAUAUAUAUAUAUAUAUAUAUAUAUAUAUAUAUAUAUAUAUAAGCUAUUUAUUUAUUUGCUUUAUAUCGGCGAAUAGCGAUAUGUAAAAAGUAGUAAAUGUCAUACAUUUCUUUUUAAAUUUAUUUAGAUAUAUAUGUAAACGUCCAUCAUAUAGAUCUGUUAUAGAUAGGCAAACUUAUCAAGCGUCGACAGAGAUACAUUUGUUGACUUCGCAAGGAAAAAACACCAAUUACGUUGAUUAAUGUAAAACAAUUAUAGUCUCAGAUCAGUGCAGAAAUGAUGCGCUUUUCCGAACACGUGGCACGACUGAGCGUAACUGUUACAUAUACUAUUGUAUAUGAUUCUAGGAAACAUUUUUUGUUGGAAACUCGUUAAUAGAUAUCCAAGAUUUCAGCUUUAAGACAAAUGGUUAUCUAAAAGUGCGUAGAUAAAUUAAGUGUAAAAAAAAGCCCACGAUUAGACGAAUUGGAUUGAGAUAUCAUUCACAUUGCCCUUGUACUUUCGCCGAUAAUUCUAAAUACCUUUGAUAUCUUUUAUUAUCAGAUUCCAUUACUAGUUUCUCUGCGUUUAUAUUUUUCAGCAUUGCUAAUGAGAGUUUCCCUCAGGAUACAUUCCGAUGGAGUAAAAGAAAAUUAUUCGAUCAAUUUUAUCAAGAUAGAAGAAACAUACUACUGGGUCCUACAAUUUUCUUAUUCUUUGUUAAACGCGUCGAAUUUUAAUACGUGCAUCGAGUUUAUUUGAUUUCUUAAGAUAAAUGAUACCACUGUAAUGAUUUAUGGCUGUCUGCGUGCCUCAUAUUAUAGAAUGAAUGAAUUACGUCUAUUAACGUUUCUCCGGUCUCACGUUUAAUAAUAUAAAUAUCUUGUAUGCAUAAUUCAUGAACAAAACCAGAAUAAUCGGGCUUGAGAGAUCUGAAAAAGAAAAAAAGGAAAGAAAGAGGAGAGAUGUCACCAGUACGUUAACGCGAUAUACGUACAAUGGUACAGAUCGUACACUUUUAUCCACGUUAAAAAGAGGGCCUAAGCAAUUGAUGAGUAGCAUCGGUUUAUAAACACACACAUGCCGUUAAUUAAAAUUUACCGAUAUAGAACACCGAGGAAGUAAAAGGUAAACAAGCCAUAAUUUAGUCUCAAGGUCUAGUUAGAGGUUAACUAUUGUAUACAUACUUAUAUAAAUUUGAUAAACGGUUGUCAAUUUCUAACACGUGCAUCAAACACACGCACGCGCGCGCGCGCGCGCGCUUACACACACGCGCGCACACACACACACACAAAUUAUAUACAUACAUACAUACGUCGUACACACGUAAUAUAGUUUUCAAUUGAACUGUAAAGGAAGAAUAAUAGACGUAAAAGACUCUGUUUCCAUAAAAAUAGAUGCAUCCCGUUUAUCGCAGCUGUAAACAUUUUGAAAGACGCAAACAAGGACAAAGGUUAGUACUGGUUAUGAACUUUUAGACAAGCAUAUAUCCCCCUAUAAGCCAAUAGUUCACAAAUAACGAUAAUCAUACGUGAUUGAGUAUGCAAGUGUGUUUGAAGACAACCACUUUUAUUUAAUAAGUUGGUACGUAUAAAAAUGGUUCGUCUAAUGUAAAGCUAAGAAAAUGUUAUUAACAUUGUAUGUAAAUAGUUUGUGAUUGUAUUCAUAAUUUCUUGUAUGUAUGCGAGUGCCCAUUUAUAACUCAUACAAAUGCGCGCGCGCUCAGCAUAUUAUCUUUAUAUUAUCUUUACGCACGAUGUAAUUAAUCUUAUAUACUUUUUAAAUUAUGAUCGAAGUCAUUGUGAUGCCAUUUUACAUUCUCACAUACAUAAUAGCGGGCACAUUAUCUGUAUAUUUUUUUCAUUUCAGUUAGUUUAAGCCACGCAACGAACAGAUAUACAUAAAUUCUUCAUAACAGAAGAAAUAAAUUAAAAAAAGUUACUACAGUGGAUUCCGCUUAUUUGAGCCACCGGUUAACUAAGGUAGCCGUUUAUUUGAAACGAAGCUGAAAGUAUAGAACCUGACCGAAUAAAUAAAAACCAUUUGUAGAUAGUCCUAAUUUUCUUCGCAUAAUUUCAUUAAUUGAAGCAGCAGCGUGUUUGGUUUUUUUUGGGACAGAUGACUGCAGUAGUCUAUGAGAAAGAGAAGAUAGCAAGCGGGACGGCGCGACAUAGGGGCAAAUAAGACUACCAUUUCCUUUCUUUUCCUCAUCGUCGCGUGGCUAUAUCUUAUUUGUAACGUAAUAUUUUCGAUCAGAACGAUUGCUUAUCUGUAUGAUUGCAUUCGGUGUAUUAGAUGUAACCAAUUAGAUCCGCAUUCCUUUGCCUUAUUAUCUUUUUACACACGCUUUACUUAUGUAUCGCAUUUCUCUUUCGUUUCCGCUCGCUGUAACUUUGUCUUCUGAAAAUAUUCUCAUCAUUUUUUGUUAUCAUAACUAUCUACGUAAUUCUGUAUUGACCUAUGUGAUACUUGGCAUAAUUGAGACAUCCGUUUAACCGGGCUAACGCUAGUACCGAUGUGUCCUGAAUAACCGAAAUCCACUGUAUUUGUAACUUAAAAUUUUAUUCGCAGAACACUAAGACAAAAUAUUAGAGAUCGACUUGUGAUACUUAUCCAUUUACAUGCCAUAAAAAGUGAAAGUAAAUGUAUAUAAAUACACGUACAUAUAUCUUUAAUAACAAAGCCAAAUUUAUCGAUUUUUAUUUAUAUUAUAAAAUAAACUAUAAUUUUUUUGAUGUAACGAGGAAUUUGUGUAUGCUGCAUAAUUUUACAUUGCAUAAUUUUAAGGUGUCUGGUGUCAUGUUCAACAUUGAUUUUCUUUGUAGUUUUCUUUUAUACGUAGAAUCAUUGCCAUUCUCCCCCCCCCCCCCCCCGUCAAAUUCAUUACAUUAUUUCCUUUAUGCAUCACAUCUACAUCUCCUCGAUGUCUGCUGCUAUUACAUAUUUGUACAUAUAUUUCGAAUCGCUUCUAUACUCUCUGAGAUUUCGUUAACAGUUGUUUUACCGAAACAUUUCAUGCGGAAGUGUAUUUAUAAAUGUAUAAUGUGACUAUAUCGAUCGCCUUUGUCUCUAUUUUCUAUUAUACGUUUCUUCGAUUUACUGCUAGCGAAAUUCUCAUGCAAGUUUCGCGUAGGCGUACAUAUACAUAUGCAUAUGUACAUACAAUUUAAGGAUAAACGCUACAAAAUCAUGAGUGAGAUAAAAACAGUGAAUAUGCAACGAAAAACUUAGACUCGAUCGGUUAAUUAGAUAAAGGAACUAGACUAAUUCAUAGUAGGUGGACAAACUGCGAGAAAAAUUAAUUAAUUUGAUAAAAAUAGAUUGAUAAUAAGAUAUUUUUGAAGUUCAUUUAUUUUAUACUUUAUAGUACAACAAUAUUAAUUACUAGUUAAAAGAAUGAAUAUCCGUAUAUAUCUAUAGUUGGACAAAUUCUAAUAUCGUGGUCCAUUUUUUGUGCUCGGAAAUUCUAUAACAAUCAUUAAAGUACAUAAAUAUUUGCUUUGUGAGAACAUAUUGAAUCUAUAUUUUAUUCGCCAAAAAAUUCAUAUAAUAAUUCUAUUAAGUAUACAUAUAUUAUUAAAAUGGAUUACUAUGAAUUAAAUGGCAAACAAAAAUAUAGGAAUAUUGAAAAUUAAUUUUUAUUAUUUAUCCUUCCUUUAACUGCUUAGAUUUACACUCACUUUACUUAUAAACUGUCGUAUAACUUUAGAAUUAAAAGUAUGGGCAGGACAACGAGUAGGACACUUUAAUCGUGUGACACUUUAAUCCGAAGUUUAUGCUUCAAGGAUUACGAUGGUGGUGGUCCAGAUUGUCGGAAACUCGUAGUUUCCAAGAUUUUCAAGAGUGUUUUCGAGAAUAUUGCAUUAGGUAUGGGUUAUUCCUUGGGGCCACCGUGACCGUGAGGCGGCCAGUUACGUAGACACAAGUCGAUCGCCGAGCGUCGAGCGAAGCAGUUAUCGCGUCGACUACGUUGUGUACUACUAUUUUAACAUUAAUAUACAUAUUCGUUAAUACGUAUCUCGAAAGCUGCUGCGGUUUUUUUAGCAACUCGAACUAUCACCGUUGUAAUCCUUCAAGCACAAGCUUCUAUUCAUUGACCCAAUAACUAAAGGGAAGCUAAAGUGUUAUGUUACUUCAGAUCUCUAAUUUAUUUAGAAUUAUUGAAUUCCUUUUACAUAUUUUCAUUCUAUGGUCCUAAUCUUGUACUACAUGAAAUCCUAUAAUGGUAUGAUUAUAUAAACUACUCGAUGAUUACGCAAUAAACAAGCAAAUGAAAAAUUUAAUUGCCGAUAUAUACGAAGACACGAGAAUUUAUGUAUGCGAUUAGUGCUUCAAUGAUUGUUAUCACGCCAAAUCUAUCUUAUUAUCAAUAAUAUUAGUUAUACGUAGAACUAAUAGAUUAAUGUUUACGGCCGUAUUCUUUCGACUUUGACUAUGGACUAGCAUAGGCAGAAACGUAGAACCGUGCUUUUCCAUCUUUCGCUAAACUAUCUUUUGCCAUUAUCUUGCAAAAAAAGAAAACAAAAGAAGAAAAGAAAAGAGAAGAAAGAAAAAAGAAUGGAAAAGAAAUAAAAGAAAAGAAAAAGAAAAAA